CCAAAAUGCUAACGACUUAUUAUUGUCGUUGAAUUUUUUUCGACGUGGAACCCAGGCGGCGCGGCGCGUUCUUGCCAAGGUUCCUGAUUUUGACGCAACAGAUAUGUCACGUCUUUUCAGAGCGGCAACGACACUUAACAAAAUAGCGUGAUGACAUCACUUUAGAUCGCAUCAAUGAAACCUCCUGUCAUGUUGCGGGUCAAAUUGGGCCAAAGUUCAAAAUACUUUGCGUGUGAACCUUGAUGUAGAACCUUUACGGAGUCCCAAAGUUAAGUUUGGAGGGUCAAGAGAAACGCUUGCGUCGAAUUGACCCAUGAACAUUGCAAGCAAAAUGAUCACGAGUGCAAUGGCGCGCAAAUGAGGACAUGGCCCCAUGUCCAGCGUGGAGACCCAUAUGGUGCUGGUUGGUCUCGGUGGGGGAGGUUGGGUCGCUGACCGCCGCGCCGACUCGUCCCACCGGCUCCAUCAAAGCCCCGGGAGCCUUUGAAGGCUUGAUAGGGAUCAAUAGACGAGGGGAAGCGCUCCUGACGGACGGAGAAGGCCUUUUCAGACGGGGCGGCAACUGCCGGCCGGCCGCCGCUGGCCAAUCCGCUCACGCGUGGCGACACGAGUCGCCAUCGGCGCUGGGGUGCUGCUCGCCUUUUAGCUUUAAGCUUCCCAACUACACGGGUUGGCAAAGUUUGACUGACUGACUGACUGACUGACUGACAUACAAGAACUCUGCAUGUGUGUGAGAGACGCCUUGAGUAGUGGGGCAGGGGGUGGGGGGUCCAUAACAGUAGCAAACAGGCCCAUUUAGGAGAUGAAAGAGCCUGAAUGGAGCCAAUCAAAGGGCAGUCCAGUGGGUGUGUGUGUGUGUUCGGGGUGGUCAUGGACAGGGGGGGGGGCAUCCCCAUGUACUCCUCCUGCAGUCUGCCAUCAUCCCAUGUUGCCAAUGCGAGCCUACGUUGCAAGUGAUGGCGACAGUAUGAAGUCAGGCAAAAAAAGGUUCAAUCCAACUCAACUGUAGGCGGCCAUGAUGGUUUUGCUGUCGCCAAAGCUCCUUUCGAUGUCCGCGGAGGUGCGUGGCUGAGGUGUGUCUAUUGGCAGGAAGGUCGUGGGGGGGGUCUAGACUCACUGGAGCCUCAUUGAGACUGAAUGACUGCACUUGUGAGGGGAGGGUGCCAAGGAAGGGCUGUAGCCUUUCAUGUGCGUAGAGGCGGGCCGCCGCCUAUAAAAACAGCGGUGCGGCCCUCGCCCCCCCACUCCGCCCCUCCAGGAGGACGCUCACUUACCUGAACACACCACAGACGUCAUGAGAGGACACUUUUCCAUUGAGUGGAUGGCGCAAAGCAGCCGGCAGCGACCCGCCGCCAGCGUCAGCGGGGCGGCUCUCGCCGGCGCCAGCACCGAGAGCCUGCCGGGGUUCUACCGGAGGGCCCUUGACGACAGUGGAGGAGCCCCAGCCAAGAGGCCCAAGAUGGACACCAAAAGUGCUCCGGAGGCAGAGGAGGAGACGUCGGGCUACGAGAGCGAGCGGUCCCUCUCGCCGCCGCCGCCGACACCCCCGUCCGGCAGGAGGCCGCGCACGGCCUUCACGGCAGAGCAGAUUGGCAGCCUGGAGCGAGCCUUCAAGAGGAACGCCUACCUGGGCACGCAGGACAAGGCGCAGCUCUGCAGCAAACUCAACUUGUCCGACAAACAGAUCCGAAACUGGUUCCAGAACCGGCGCAUGAAGCUGAAGCGGACGGUGCAGGACGCCCUGGCGGCGCACGCCUGCCAGGCCAGCGCCGCGUCGCGCUUCGGCCCCUACCCUGAGCUGCGGGGGUUCGGGCCGGCGCCGUACCCGCUCUACCACCACCCGGUGCCGCUGCCGCUUCAGGACGACGCUUUGGCUCAGCCGUCGCCGCACAACCUGCAGUACGCCUCGCCUCUGGACCCGCUCUACCGACACGGUGGGGUGCCGGGCGCCGCCGUGUUGCCCGGCGCCGCCGCCACGUCCCCUUCCCCGACUCCGCCUCCUCUGAUGGCAGCCUACGCGGCAUACUACUGACAGACAGACACAGUGGCUCUGUCUCGCUCGGUGGACCUUGGUGUUGUCUUUUUGGUUUGCGUGAUGACUUGUGUAUUUCUCACUCGAUUGCAAUAAAAUGCAGCCAUGCAUGUUGCCUA
Messenger RNA from Syngnathus acus (greater pipefish), 2151 nucleotides. It is a transcript of the gene ved, whose product is annotated as ventrally expressed dharma/bozozok antagonist. Gene Ontology annotation, molecular function: DNA binding. The transcript has 3 exons. The coding region runs from base 1295 to 2032 and encodes 245 amino acids. Lineage: Eukaryota; Metazoa; Chordata; Actinopteri; Syngnathiformes; Syngnathidae. The record is from RefSeq and is a predicted model, not a curated record.